Messenger RNA from Rhagoletis zephyria (snowberry fruit fly), 834 nucleotides. RefSeq lists its product as uncharacterized. Gene Ontology annotation, biological process: DNA integration. Gene Ontology annotation, molecular function: nucleic acid binding. The record is from RefSeq and is a predicted model, not a curated record. Lineage: Eukaryota; Metazoa; Arthropoda; Insecta; Diptera; Tephritidae.
AUGAUAGACCGCUUCACCAAAUGGCCUGAGGAGAUCCCGAUCAGAGACAUAACAGCGAACACGGUCGCCAACGUCUUUUUCUCUCAUUGGAUAGCGCGUUUCGGAUGCCCCAAACUGCUCAUGACUGACCAAGGCACGCAGUUCGAAAGCGCGCUUUCGCGUUUGAUUGGCGGCAAACGAAUCCGAACGACAGCGUACCACCCGGCAGCUAAUGGACUAGUCGAGAGAUGGCAUCGGACCUUAAAAGCGGCUAUUAUGUGCCACCAAAUCCCUCAAUGGACACAAGCGUUACCUUCUGUCUUGUUGGGACUGAGAACGUGUUUUAAAGAAGAGCUCAAAGCAUCGCCCGCGGAAUAUCUCUACGGAACCACACUUCGAGUCCCUGGCGAGUUCUUUACGAACGGAGAUCCAACAGUGGACACAAAUUCUUUCCUUGAGGACUUCCGUACAUAUAUGCGGAAGAUUAGACCAGCACCUACUACUCACCAUUGCCGACAGAAGACAUUCUGCCACAAGGAUUUGGCCACGUGCACUCACGUCUUCAUGAGAGUCGACGCAGUCAGACGACCACUCGAUCACCCUUACUCCGGCCCGCAUAGGGUUGUUAAGCGCAUAGACGAACGAGUAUUUACGAUUGACGUUAACGGCAAGGAGAUUAACGUUAGUAUUGAACGGCUUAAACCAGCGCAUUUGGCAAGUGACGACGUUUUCGGCAGCACAUCGCACAGACGAGUAUUCAACAAGCCGAACGCACCGCAACAGCCAGCAACAACAACGAGCCUGCCACUGCAACACGAAGUACACCAUAGGCCUGCAAAUAACAUUCGACUUUAA